Messenger RNA from Gekko japonicus, 1385 nucleotides. It is a transcript of the gene TCP11, whose product is annotated as t-complex 11, testis-specific. Bases 6 to 1385 code for a protein of 459 amino acids. Lineage: Eukaryota; Metazoa; Chordata; Lepidosauria; Squamata; Gekkonidae. Gene Ontology annotation, biological process: regulation of sperm capacitation. The transcript has 8 exons. Gene Ontology annotation, cellular component: acrosomal vesicle; sperm flagellum. The record is from RefSeq and is a predicted model, not a curated record.
UUUCAAUGUCAGAGCUUCUGGAAGCAGCCAAUGAACUUUCAAAAAUGACCAUAGCACAUGAAAUGGUAGUAAACCAUGACUUCAGGUUGCAAGAGGUGAACUUACCAAACAGUUUGGAAAGCAGAGUGAAGGAGGCAAUGCACAAAGCUUUUUGGGACAGCCUGAAAGAACAGCUCUCCAAAACACCACCAGACUAUUCCCAUGCUAUCAGACUAAUCCAAGAAAUUAAAGAGAACCUGCUAUCCCUGAUCCUGCCCCGGCAGACCCGACUACGGAAUCAGAUAGAAGAAGCUCUAGACAUGGAACUGAUAAAGCAAGAGGCUGAGCAUGGGGCUUUGGACAUUCCCAGCCUUACCACAUAUAUCUUGGGAAUGAUGGCAAUGCUUUGUGCACCUAUCAGAGAUGAGGAAAUACAGAGACUACGAAGCAUAUCAGACCCUGUACAUCUGCUCAGAGAGAUUUUUCGGAUUCUGGACCUAAUGAAAUUGGACAUGGUAAAUUUUACCAUUCAAGCCCUCCGACCUUAUCUCCAACAGCACUCUGUCCAGUAUGAGAGGAAAAAAUUCCAGGAGCUCAUGAACAAACUACCAAGCAACUUGGCUCAUACAACUGAGUGGCUGCGCACAGCAGCAGCUAAAGUAUCAAGUUCUGAUUUGCUACCAUCUUCAUCCAACUCUGAGACCAGUGGAUCAUCAGUUCCACCACGUGAAGUGGCUGCUGGAGAAGUUUCAAUCUGUAGUCCUACUGCUGUAUUAAACCAAGCAUACAUGGACUUGCUGCAUUGGGAGCCAGGAAAAGACUAUCCUGAAACUAUGUUGAUGGACAAAGAGCGUUUACGAACCCUUCAGAUGCAAGUGAAUCAACUGGCCAUUAUUGCAGCAGUCGUACUAGUGAGCAGCAACAUAUGUGGAAAUGUGAUGUCCAAUUCACCGGGUUGUGUAGAUAGACUGAAAUGGGUAACAAAAGCCCUCAUAGAAGGGCUUCCCAACACAAGGUUAGAAGACGCCUUACUGGACAUCGGCAAUCAAAUACAUCAGGAGGUAAAUAACAUUCUGUGCCAACUGGGGUACCCUGCUCUCAGCAACGACAAGGCUGCUUCGCUAAAAGGCCAGAUCGGGAGCAUUGCAGAUAAGGACAAUGCAGUACGAAUGGUAAUUGAGCAACGGAUUCAAACUUUUCUAGGCCACUGUGUGUCUCCUGGUGGCCAGAACACUAAGAAUCUCCCCCAAGGCCUUGCUCCUGUACAGGAAGAACUGCUGGAAGUUGGCCAAAGGUUUGGUAGUUUGACUGCCCACAACAGACAGGUGUUUGGUCCCUACUACUCAGAAAUACUGAAGAAUUUUCUGCUUCCAGAGGGGAAGAAUGGAGGAAGGACAGAUUCCUAA